Antechinus flavipes (yellow-footed antechinus) is the source of this 5701-nucleotide messenger RNA. RefSeq names its product docking protein 6 (gene DOK6). Gene Ontology annotation, cellular component: cytoplasm. Gene Ontology annotation, biological process: cell surface receptor protein tyrosine kinase signaling pathway; positive regulation of MAPK cascade. NCBI's taxonomy places the organism in Eukaryota, Metazoa, Chordata, Mammalia, Dasyuromorphia, Dasyuridae. Bases 1171 to 2166 code for a protein of 331 amino acids. The transcript has 8 exons. The record is from RefSeq and is a predicted model, not a curated record.
AAAAAUUCCUUGGUGUUUUUUUUUUUUUUUUGGGGGGGGGUUGUUUUAUGUUAUUGUUUUCUUUUUUGGUGCUUCUUGUUUUGGGGGUUUAUUUCUUUUGUUUAUGGUUUUUAAUAUGUUUGCAUUUGGUUUGCGGUAAAAAUCAAAUCUGAAUGGAACAAUUGUUGUUUAAAUAAAUUAUCUCUUGUGUUCGCCUCUUUUGGUAGAAAUAUUGAUCUUAUCUUUUCCCUGGCUCUAAAUAUACGAAUUGUGAUUAAAAUCCUCUGGAAGAGUUACAGUGUCUCUUACGAAGCCCGAGGCAGAGAAAGCAGUAGAAACAAGAGGGUGAUGAUUGGCAGACAGAGAUUUAUACUUAGCGAAAAUUGUGGGGCGAGGAGCAAGAUAAGAGUUAGGAGUCGGGUGAUGUUAGUAGUAGGAGGCAGUGUCUUCGGAGCAUCUUCAAGCCAGAAAGCAGAAGAAUAAGAAGACAGCAAGAAAGAGAAGGCUAGGAAGAGAGCUUGUUCUUCCCCACCCUCCCCUUUCUUUGCUCCCCUCACAGGGGAGUCGGGAUGGUGCGGUCCAGCCAGCUGUGGAGCUGCUGAGUGAUGCUGAGAGCCCGUGGGUGCCCGGGGCGGCGACAGCAGAGGGGGGAGCAAACAGCUGGCGGAAGAGCAGGCAGAAGCGCUCUCCCUCUUGGCAGCGGCGGUGGCGGCAGCAGCGGCGGCGGCGGCGGUGGUAGUGGCGAUUAAUUGGAGACGUGGAGUAGGUGAAGAAGGGAAGAAGGGGAGGAAGGCUUUCCCUCCACUCUAUCUCCCCCAUUCUUUCACUGCCUUGGUCAAAGCUGGGGUACAGAAACCCAGACGCUUGGCUGUCGCCACCGCCUCCUCUUUCAGCUGCUGCUGGCUGAACUGCUGGGGCUACUGGACUAAGGAGUAGCAACAGCACUGGUGGCAGCGGCAGCAGCGCCCUGCGGGAAGGGAGAGAUCAGUGGAGCCACUGGCUGCAUUGACUACACACACUCAGCAGGAGCAGGACAGCAGCAGCGUGUUGGCUGCUGUUCCUUUGCUGCCUGGAUGCUAGAGCUUCCCAAUCAGCCUGCCACGGGCACCCUAAAGGAGGGGGAAGAGGAAGAAGAAGGAUCUGGACAUUGGGAAUAGGAAGAGGAAGAAGAAAAGCGACAAAGCGCUGACCAUGGCCUCCAACUUUAAUGAUAUCGUCAAGCAGGGCUAUGUGAAAAUCCGCAGCAGGAAGCUUGGGAUUUUCAGACGCUGCUGGUUAGUUUUUAAGAAAGCAUCCAGCAAAGGACCCAGAAGGCUUGAAAAAUUUCCAGAUGAAAAGGCAGCUUAUUUCAGAAACUUUCAUAAGGUAACUGAACUGCACAACAUCAAAAACAUAACCAGACUGCCUCGAGAGACCAAGAAGCAUGCAGUGGCAAUUAUCUUUCAUGAUGAGACGUCAAAGACAUUUGCCUGUGAGUCAGAACUGGAGGCUGAGGAAUGGUGCAAACACCUUUGCAUGGAGUGUCUAGGAACCAGACUGAAUGACAUAAGCCUUGGAGAACCUGAUCUACUGGCUGCAGGAGUGCAGAGGGAGCAAAAUGAACGAUUCAAUGUGUAUCUUAUGCCUACACCAAAUCUAGACAUUUAUGGGGAAUGCACAAUGCAGAUUACACAUGAAAACAUCUAUCUCUGGGACAUUCACAAUGCCAAGGUCAAGCUGGUGAUGUGGCCCCUUAGUUCACUGAGGAGAUAUGGUCGUGAUUCAACUUGGUUCACAUUUGAGUCAGGAAGGAUGUGUGAUACAGGAGAAGGACUAUUCACUUUUCAAACAAGAGAAGGGGAAAUGAUCUAUCAAAAGGUACACUCUGCAACCUUGGCAAUAGCAGAACAACAUGAAAGACUAAUGCUAGAGAUGGAACAAAAGGCCCGGCUUCAAACCAGUCUGACUGAACCAAUGACGUUAUCCAAAUCCAUCUCCCUCCCUCGAAGUGCAUAUUGGCACCAUAUUACCCGGCAGAACAGUGUUGGAGAAAUCUACAGUUUACAAGGUCACCGUUUUGGUUCAACAAAGAUGUCGAGGGCACAAACGUUCCCUAGCUACACAUCAGAGCAGAACGAAGAGCACCAGCAGCCCCUGUCGCUGUCUAGCAGCUAUGGAUUUAGCUACAGCUCCAGCCUCAUCCAAUGACACACAGAGAACUACUGUUGACCAGAGAGACAGUCUAGUCUGAAACCUGCCCAUAGGGUCAGGGAACCACUUGUACCCUCUGCAUCCAUGGAAGACCAAUUGCAGUGAAAACUGAGCUGUGUCAGUUCUAGUCCUGGUCACAGUUGAAGGUUAAAAACUGGAGCUCUGCUUCCUAGAGUCAGAGGCUAAGUCUUUUAUUUAUUGAAUUUCUUCGGGGAUCUAUAUUUAAAGAAAUUGAUUUUGAAUUGUAAGAAAAGUCAUUUAAAUAAAAAAAAAACCCUUUUGGUCUGAAGGCAGUAAAAGCCACCACAUGGUUGGAUAGUGUCUGGACUGGGUUGUGACCUCUCAGUUACACUUAGUUUCAGGCAUUUUUCCACCUGUUUUCUUGGCUGAGAUUUCUGACCUACAAUCCCAAUGACAGAACCAUAGUUAAAAGUGGUGAAUCACUGGAGUCAUUUCUGUGUUAGAGGUUUUGAUAGGAAUAUAAUCAGUGACCACCACAAACAAUAUCAAAAUUGUCCAUAUUAAUACAUCUCAUGGCUAUUAAGAGAACAAGAAAUUUAAAACAUCAUGUUAACCAGGGCCCUAUAACUCUAUUCUGUGUGUAUAUGCGUGUGAGUGUGUGUAUGUAGAAAUAUAGAGGCGGAUAUAAAGCUAUCCAUCUAUAUAUAACAAAUAUAUAUAAAAUGUGUGCUGAGGGUGACAGGAUAUGCUCACUUAAAUUGUUGAAAAUGUAAUUUGGUGCAUUCAAAUUAAGAUUGUUAUGUCAAUAUCUAUUUUUAAAUUAGUGCUGUAAAAAGGCUUCUCAUUAGCAAAAGUAUUUAUGUAAUCAAGUUUGAACUUAUGACGAAUGUAAAUGCAAAAGUGAGAAAAGGGAAUAUGUUUGAACAAAAUGAAAUAAUCCAGCUGUCCCACAAUCUACAUUAUCACACACUUUCUGGUUAGUGUUACCCUGGUUUCUCAUCCCUGCCCUUCUUGGCUCUCUAAAGUAUAUAAGAAUAUUUAACUUCUUGAUAAUCUACCUGUUUAAUCUUCAGUGACAACGCAAUUCAAAAUGAAUUUUUAAGGAAAAAUUCAUCUAAAAAUACAUUAGCAAAACCAUUUUAGAAUCAAUAAAAGAACAAAAUGAAAAUGAUUUUUGUCAAUAUCAAGAUAUUUAAAUUUUCAUAAAGACCAUGUGCAUAAAUAAAGAGAAUAUAUUACUUGAGUUCUACUUAUAUGAUCAGAUUUUAAGUUAUGUUUUAGGCCCUAGAACUUAUUAUGAAUAAAGAGGAGAUUGUAUUAAGGACCAACUUUUCCCCCAAUAUCUUGUCUGAUUAAUAUAGUCCAGUGAGAAGAAGGAACUAACCAUUAUGUUGGAGUAGAUUGAUAAUUUAAGUUUAAAAAAUACAUUUCCAUCAAUUUUAUGGUGCUUUCAAGCUAAAAUGGAAAGUUACCUGAAUUAACUGGAUAAUUAUGACUGUGAUAUAUAACAAAGAUAUAAAAAGAACUACAACAGGUAUUUUUAAUCCAUGUAACAUUGGAAUGUAAAUUUAAAUUAAUAAUUAAGGAUCAUUUUGAUUAGAAAGUAGUUUGCUAGUUGAUGGUAAAGUCUUUUACUUCUAUCCUAAAUAUCCUUUUUCAUUAACCUGAUUGCUGGCAAACAAGACACCUUCAGUGAACAAAUACCACAUGAAAAGGGCCUGAGUUUGUCUAAAUGGGCACCACCCUUUACAAUAAACUGUUGAUCAUCUGUCUCUCAUAAAAGUAUGAAAGUCUAGUAUGGCAGUCCUACUUCCACUGAAGAAACUAAUUAUUCUCAGCCUUGAUGGGAAGAUGGGGAGCAGCGGGAAAUUCCUUCUCCCUAACCCUGCUGUAGACUUUGCUAAAACAGCAGAGAGGAAAUGACUGGUACCAAAAGAAAGAACCUAUCCUGAAAUCCCGCUUUUCAGGGUUGAAAUUGCUUUGCAUUACUUUGGCUUAUGGCAUUUGCCAAGCCUAUGCUAUAGCAGAACAACUUCCAGCUGAGACCAUUUUCGCACAGCUCCUGGUGGAGCCUCAUCCAGAGGGACAGAGAGUGUCUCUCCAUUGGCUCGCUCAGUUGAGCUGUUGCCUAGAGACCACAAGGUUCCACAUGGGACUAAUGGGGGAAGGUCCUCAGGGGGUCUAAUUCAUGUCUCAGCUUUAUAAAUACGCAGGGUGCACAGACAGUAGCUGGGAGGGUUCAGCUAAUCAGCUGUCUGCUCUUAGGUUGGAUUAUGGGGACCUAUAAUACCUGCAGUGAAGUUGUUUAGGAAACAAUAUUUGGAUCUGAUCCUUAGUUAUCAGUGAAUAAAUUAAUAAGAUCAGGUCUAAUUGGACCAGUUCAUUCUGAAAAGAAGUAAAGGAGAGAGACAGAGAGGCAGAUAGAUUGAUUUCCUUACUCAGUUUUUAACUGAAACUUAUCAAAAUAAGAAGUAAUGUUAUCAAAUCUCUUCUGUUCUGUUUUUGCACACUUAUUUUGGCAUACCUUUGCGUAUACACACUUGGUGCAACUGUAGCUGAAAUAAAACUGCAAAGUGAACAGAUAGGAGAAUUUAUUUUAACAUAAUAUUCUAUUCACUAAGUAAUGUGUGUUGUAAUAAAAAUGACAAGCAGAUAAGUUUCUUAAUCACAUAGGACUUCAUAAAAUGAAUUCAACUUGGGUCAGCUAAAAUAAACCAGUCGAGGUUUUGCUGAAGAUGUCCCUGCCAUUUACAGACCAUUUUCCCUCCCUUUGAAGACUGAAUUAUUCCCCCAAUUUGCAUAUAAAAUUGUCAAAGGUAGGAAGGGUGAGAAUGGACCAAAGAUACCUUCAGGUUCUUUAUUCAAAUGGAUGGAGGAAAUAUUGUGAAUGGGUAUCGGUAAAUUAAAAUAGCCAUAGUUUCACUUCAAAGUUAAUGAAAAGAAGGGAAGGCUGAAUGAAUCUAUUACAGAAAAUGUCAGAUUUUCUGAGACUCAAAUACAUGUGGUUUUUCAAAGAUUUUUUUUUCUUUUCAGAUUUUUUUUCUCCUGCUAAUGCUAUAAUAUGUAUAGAAUUAAUAGCAUGUGUAGAUGCUAUAUUUAAAAUAAAGGAAAUACAAAAUAGCAUUGAUCAAAUACCCAUUAUCUUGAUGGGAUAAAAAAAGAAAGUACAAUUUUAUCAUUUAUUAUUUAUUUAGACACUCAGAAAAAAAUUUGUAGUGCAAGUUUCAGUUAUUUUUGAUUCAGUUUUGGCCACAGACACAAUUUCUUUUUACUGUAUUAAAAUCUAUAACUACUUAUAUAGUAAGAUGUUGGUAGAGUAUGUGUAGAAUAAAGUGGCAUUUAGUAAACUGAGCAUCAACUCUUCAGUGGAAACUAGAUGAUCUUUGCAACAUGCCAUUCAAAUGAUUUUUUUUUAAUUUCAUUGUAUCAUUUUUAAUUGUAAAGGUCUACACUUGGUAUCCCAUAUAGAAAAAGAGUAGCCUGAUGAAGAAAUAAAUUUGUUGCUUUCUUUCUAAGCCAGUUUACUGUGCAUAGUAUCUUUAUGGUAUAUAUUAAAGAUAUUUUCAAAUAA